GCAAGCAGUGUUUUUCUCUUUUCUAGCUCUUAAGCUAAGCUCAGUUUCUUCUCUCUGCUUUGUCUAUGGAAAAACGAGUAAGGCCAAGCUGGUACCGUGAAUCUCCUCCUAGGCAAGCACCUUUUGCUUUUGAGCCGGAGGACGAAAAUGAUGUGGUUGUUCUUCCCCAAGUGGACAACUCCGCACUCUUAGCUCGACUUCAGCUCAGCCUGGUGGGACGAAUGUUUCACCAAGGCGGUCGUAGCAUUGAAGCUCUGGUUUCUCUCCUCCCUAAGGAGCAUAUCUGGGAUGUUGAAGGGAGGGUUCGUGGCGUUUCUCUCGGAGAUUCUCGUUUCCAGUUCUUCUUUGAUUUGGAAGCAGAUCUUCAGAAGAUCUUAAGCAAACGACCUUGCCACUUCAACAAAUGGUCCUUUGCUUUAGAUAUUAAAUAGGGUACUUCUCAAAAUUCAAUUAUGAUUAAAAAAAUUAGUAUAAAAAUUUAAAUGUGGC
Messenger RNA from Arabidopsis arenosa, 489 nucleotides. The record is from the annotation of a GenBank genome assembly. Lineage: Eukaryota; Viridiplantae; Streptophyta; Magnoliopsida; Brassicales; Brassicaceae.